UCCAGCCGCAAGAGGGAGGUGUUGAUUGUGAUACAGAACCGAGUUGUCUGCUGCUAGUCUGCCUAUCAUCAUCAUCAUCAUCAUCGGGGUCUGGCUGGCUGUUGUAUUUGCGUCGGAACGGUCCGAGCUAAAAAAGUGAUUUGGCUAAAGGAUGUGGGAUUAAAAGAGUAUAAACGGACAACAUACCUCCCUGGUUUUAAUUUGUUUAACGUUACCGUCUCUGCUUCGAAAUGUCGGGGAAAAUAGAGAGUAAGCAAGACUCCCAACGCUCCCAUUUGUCUUCCUUCACCAUGAAGCUUAUGGACAAGUUCCAUUCUCCCAAAAUCAAAAGGACACCCUCGAAGAAAGUCAGUAAGCCACCUUUAGAACAUAGCGUCAAGACUGCGGAGAAACCUGCUAACAAGGGUUUGAGUCGGUUAGAGGAGCAUGAGAAAGACGUGGUCAGUGCCUUGCGUUACUUCAAGACCAUCAUUGACAAGAUGGCGGUGGACAAGAAGGUGCUGGAGAUGUUACCAGGCUCUGCCAGUAAGGUCCUGGAGGCCAUCCUGCCUUUAGUCCAAGUGGAACCAAGGAUCCAGCACAGUUCAGCGGUGUCAUCUUGUCUUAACCGUGUGUACCAGAGUCUGGGCAAUCUCAUUCGCUGGUCUGACCAAGUUAUGCUGGAGGGGGUCAACCUGGAAGAUAAAGAAACCAUUGUUACCGUCACCACUGUGAUCAAGGCAGUGCUCGACGGUGUUAAGGAGCUGGUGAAACUGACCAUCGAGAAACAGGAGCAUCCCUCCCCUACGUCUCCUGUCAAACCAGUGCCACCGGCCGCCCUGACUGAGAGCGCUGCAGAGCCACCUGCCAAAGAGAAGGAGAGUCUGGACAAGAGUUCAGCCACAACCCAAUCUACGGAAGUCUUGACUGAACCCACCGAGGAGGAAGCAGAGGAGGUGGCCCCUCCGAAACCCCCUCUCCCUGGCGUAAAGAUGGCUGAACACAAUCCUCCAGCUCUCCCUCCAAAGAAGCGCCAGUCGGCGCCCUCCCCCACUCGGGUGGCAGUGGUGGCCCCCAUGAGCCACGCCACCAGUGGCUCCGGUCUUCCCAUGGGCACUGGCCUCCACAAGCAGGAGUACGAGGUGGACGCGUUGCAGCGGCGCUUCUCAGGGGGCAGCCAUUCGUACGGAGGGGAGUCGCCGCGCCUGUCGCCCUGCAACAGCAUGGGCAAGCUGAGCAAGUCGGACGAGCAGCUAUCCUGGACAGUGGACAGUGGACAGUGCUCACGCAACACCAGCUGUGAGACUCUGGACACCACAGACCACUACGACCCGGACUACGACUUCCUGCACCAGGACCUGUCCAGCCUGGAACAGAUGCCUCCCCUGCCGGUGGGGGGGUGCCUCAGCCCCCUGCCCGAAUCCCACAGCGAGUCCUCCUCCCCUUCCCCGUGCCCUGGCCCCGGCCCACCACUGGCCCAACCCCACUUCACCCCUGCCUACCCCUCCCCCCAGCCGUCCCUCCAGGGCUCCUCCACGUCCCCUCUCUACUCCCGCAUGACUCCGGCAUUGCCGCCCCCCGCCCUGCCAGAAAAGAAGCGCCGCAGCGGGGCCAGCUCGGGCAUCUCUGACGGCUCCUACUCGGGCUCCUCCUGGCGUGUCUCCUUCGAGCGUCACCCGUCCCAGUAUGACAACCUCAUGGAGGAGGACAUGCCGUGUGCCCCCUUCCCCCUGUUCAUGCCUGGCGUCUCGCCCAUGACCCUGUGCCACUCCGGUGAUGGGUUUGUGUCUGAGUUCUGUGCCAGCGAGACGGCAGACGUCCCCCAGAGUCCACCCCCACUCCCCGAGAAGAAGAGCCGCCACAUACUGAAGUACAUGCAGUUUGUGGAGGACUACUCGGAGCCCCAGCCCUCACUUUUCUACCAGACACCGCAGAGCGAGAGCAUCUACGAGCAACGCAACAAACGCUUCCAGGAAGUCUACAGCUUCAACGACUCGUAUAGCAGUGACUCUGUUCACGAGCCUCUCCCACCCCCGGCACUGCCACCCAAACAGAGGCAGCUGGCCUCCCACUCUGCGUCUCCCUCUUCCUCGUCCUCAUCCUCUCUCUCCUGCCACCUCCAGCAGUCGCAGGCUGCGGUGGUGGAGGAGGUGGGGUCUGCGCUCAGCAUGUCCGUCUCUAACUCCUUCCUGAGCCGCCAGUCCUCCCUGACCACCCCCAUGAGCAUGGACCUAGCUGCCCCGGGCACUGGCGGCCCUGACCCUGUGCUGGUGGCCAACGGCUCACUGGACAGCUCUGGUGGCUCUCUUGCAGUCUGCCUUCCCACUGACUCUUCUUUCUCUGACACUCGUCAAACCUCUUUGAGUGAAAGCGCUAAUGAGGAAGUCGGGGAGGGAGAGUACGUCAAUCUGUACUCAUCCAGCCAAGCCAAAGGAGACGGGCCGCUCUCCCGCCGAGACUCAUCCGCCAUAGAUGACUCACUGGAGGACACUGCCUCAGAGAACCCACUGUGCGAGGACACGUGCAAUGACAGCCGAAGGCAAAAGUCCUCAGAAGAAGGGCCGAGUAGCGAAGAGACGGAUGAACUUUCCCUCAUCGAUCACAUGGAGAUCAUGUCCCGGAUAACACUAAAGCAGGAGAGCGACGACGGUCCAGAUGUCCGAGCCGGAUCGGGGGAUAUUUUAUUAGUCCACGCCACAGAAACAGACCGCAAAGAUCUUGUCUUGUACUGUGAGGCUUUCCUGACGACGUACAGAACAUUUAUAACCCCCGAGGACCUCAUCAAAAAGCUGCACUACAGAUACACCAGAUUUAGUCACAGCCCAGACACCUUCAAGAAGAGAGUCAGCAAAAACACCUUCUUCGUUCUGGUCCGUGUGGUGGACGAGCUGUGUUUGGUGGAGAUGACGGAGGACAUCCUGAAGCAGCUGAUGGACCUGGUGUUCAGGCUGGUGUGUAACGGUGAGCUGAGCCUGGCCCGCGUGCUCCGCAAGAACAUCCUGGACAAGGUGGAGCAGAGGAAGCUGCUGCGCUACACCAACUCCCUUAAACCACUGGCCGCGCGAGGUGUCGCUGCCAGACCGGGGACCCUGCAUGAUUUCCGCAGUCACGAAAUUGCUGACCAGCUAACUCUCCUGGACGCGGAGCUCUUCUACAAAAUUGAGAUCCCUGAGGUGUUGCUUUGGGCUAAGGAGCAGAACGAGGAAAAGAGUCCUAACCUCACACAAUUCACAGAGCACUUUAACAACAUGUCCUACUGGGUACGCUCCAUAAUCAUUCUGCAGGAGAAAGCCCAGGACCGAGAAAAGCUCCUCCUUAAAUUCAUCAAAAUAAUGAAGCACUUACGGAAGCUAAAUAAUUUCAACUCGUAUUUGGCAAUAUUAUCUGCCUUGGAUUCGGCUCCCAUCCGAAGACUGGAAUGGCAGAAAACAACCUCCGAGGGCCUAGAGGAAUACUGCACGUUGAUAGAUAGCUCCUCGUCGUUCCGGGCCUACCGAGCGGCACUGGCUGACGUGGAGCCCCCAUGUAUACCAUAUCUGGGACUUAUCCUCCAGGACUUAACCUUUGUCCAUCUGGGCAACCCUGACCUCAUCAACGGGAAGGUCAACUUCUCAAAACGCUGGCAGCAGUUCAAUAUCCUGGACAGCAUGAGGCGCUUCCAGCAAGUGCAUUAUGAUCUGAAACACAACGACGACAUCGUCUCCUUUUUCAAUGACUUCAGCGACCACCUGGCAGAGGAGGCUCUGUGGGAGCUGUCUCUAAAGAUCAAACCUCGGAACAUUACGCGGCGCAAAACAGAGCGCGAAGAGAAGACAUAGGAACUUGUCCCGCUGUAUUGGACCUUUUGGUCAUUUUACAAAAUCAUGGAAUUACAGGAGACUACAAACAAGUAGAACUGUGAAGGCAGCUAAAAGACUGUGGAUGAUUUUAUGUUUUUUACUGGACCUCUCAGACUUGGGAUUCUCUGUCUGUGUGUGAGUAAAGCCAGUGAGAGAGACACUGUGCAGUGUUGGAAGGCUCGCAAAAAGAUUGCUCAUGUUCACCUUUGACACCAACCUCAUCCACCCGAUGCCAUAUUAUGGGUAUGGUCCAAGCAUUACAGGAUACGCUAGGGGCUGUCCUCUCACAACCCAAGACAUUGCCCUGACUAAAACCUUAUCAUACUGAUGUGGGCCAUGGGAAACACUGCCCAAUGUCACUCAGUUUAGACUUUUUUUAUACGGGACUCCAGACCCCUUUUUUUGCUGCCACAAACUGUGACGCUGUAUCGCCUGACAUGGCAGAGAACUGCUAUGGGUGGUGCAGAACUUUGAGCAAAGACACUCAAAUCACCUGGGUCUGCUUCUAGACUGGUGGAAAAAUAUAUAUUACUGGUGCACAUAAGACAUCAUUUUGUCAUUAAAAAAACAUGGGGUUUUUUCAAGGAUGUGUUGUAUGUAUGAUACUGUCUGACUGAUGCAAUGCAGUUUUUGUUUUGUUCUUUAAAAGGAUGUGAAAAUUAUACUUCAAAAAUGCGGAGAAGUGAUACAUGAAGUUCAUAUACACUGGGGUCCGGAAUUAUUGGAUCCCUUGAUAAAGAUGAGCAAAGAAGACUGUAUAAAAUAAACAAUACAAAUGCUGAACUAUAUUGUAAAUAAAUAUAUUGUGUAUAAAUUGUCCUGGUACUUGGUAAUGCCAUUGACCUUUAACAAGGGCUCCAGGACCAGUGGAAGCAUAAUAGCCCCAUAACAUCAAAGAUCUACCACCAUAUUUUACAGUAGUGCCUAUGCAUUUUUCUUUUGAAAGCCAAACUCACCAUUGAUGUGCAUGGCCAAUGAGCUCUAUUUUCAUGUCAUCUGACCAUAGCAGCGCCAGGAGUUUGCUAAACGGCAUUGGCACUUGGAUUGGAGCCAGAGCUAUGGUCAUAGGACACUAUGCAUAUGCAGAAAAAAAACUCAUCCCUACUGUAAGAUAUGGUGGUGUAUUUUUAAAUGACAUGGGGCUAUUUUGCUUCCACUAGUCCCGGCGCCCUUGUUAAGGUCAACGGCGUCAUUAACUUUACCAAGUACCAGGACAUUUUAGCCAAAAAAACUGGUUGCCUCUGCCAGAAGGCUGAAACUUUUCCACAGGUGAAUCUUCCAGCAAAACAAUAACCCCAAAGCAUAUGUUAAAAAAUCAUCCAAAAAGAAAUGGUUAAUUGACCACAAAAUCAACAUUUUGAACCUCAUUGAAAACCUGUGGUUUGAAUUGAAGGGGACAGUCUAUAAGCACAGAUGAAGGAUAUCAAGCAUCUGGAAACAUUCUGUAUGGAGGAAUAAUCUAAGAUCCCUCUGAAUGUGUUCUCCAAUCUCAUAAAACAUUUUAGAAAAAGGCUUUGACGUUAACCUGGCUAGGGGAGGGUUGCUGGAGAAUUGAAAACGGGAUCCAAUACAUUUUAUCCUUUUUUAAUUUAUUUAAUUUAUUUUAAACAAUCUUUCUCCGAAAAAUUGUAUUAGUAUAAAAUAAUAUUUAUUUUUGCAUUUUUAGUCGUUUUUGCAUAUCUUUAUCAAGGGAUCCAAUAAUUCCAGACUCCACUGUACUUGCACUUAAAAAUCAAAUGAACAAAAAAAGUGAUGUAUGUGUCAUAGCAGUGAACAUUAGAAACAUUACAGCAAUCAGAAGUGGACCUGGUCACCAUCCCUCUACUGUUUAAUCUGGAUGGUGAAUGAAGGCCUUUUAUACAGAACAAAAAUAUAAACGCAACAUGUAAAGUGUUGGUUUCAUGAGCUGAAAUAAAAGAUCCCAGAAAUUUUC
Messenger RNA from Oncorhynchus tshawytscha (Chinook salmon), 5751 nucleotides. Its product is annotated as rap guanine nucleotide exchange factor 1. Lineage: Eukaryota; Metazoa; Chordata; Actinopteri; Salmoniformes; Salmonidae. Gene Ontology annotation, cellular component: plasma membrane. The record is from RefSeq and is a predicted model, not a curated record. Gene Ontology annotation, molecular function: guanyl-nucleotide exchange factor activity. Gene Ontology annotation, biological process: Ras protein signal transduction; positive regulation of GTPase activity.